Molecule: messenger RNA, 682 nt
Organism: Camelina sativa (false flax)
Lineage: Eukaryota; Viridiplantae; Streptophyta; Magnoliopsida; Brassicales; Brassicaceae
Product: cyclin-dependent protein kinase inhibitor SIM-like
Biological process (GO): regulation of DNA endoreduplication
Source: RefSeq, a predicted model, not a curated record
ACACAAAACACACAAAAAAAAACAAAAAAAAAAACCCUUUCAAGAACAUAUAAAUUUAAUAUUUCCAUUAAAAAAAAAGGAAUGGAUCUUGGGUUAAUACAAGAUCUGCCCAUCUUGAAGUUCCCACCAGCCAUCAAGAUCCGAUCCAACACCAACAUAGAUGAUGAUGACUGCGGCGGCUGCACCACUCCCACUUCCUCCGACCACAAGAUUCCUCCCACCAUCGCAACUACUCCUCCUCCUCCGCCGCACAAACCCCGUCCACCUUCUACGCCUUCGUCUCUCCGCGUCAGAUCUUGCAAGAGGAAGCUUAUGACGUCACUACCCAAGUACGAGAUCAUCGUCAACAAAGAUGAGAUCGAGCGCUUCUUUACCUCCGUUUACAACCAGACAAUGACGUCAUCCACCACCACCACCACGGUGGCCACGCGGCGGAGAAGUUUCCGUUCUUGUUCACGAAGAUGAUCAAUAAUUGAGAAAUCUCUCAUUAAAGGUUCCAUAAUUUCGAAUAGCUUUUUUUCGAAUUUUAUUUAUUUUUAUGUAAUGUUUUUUUUUUAUGAUCAACUUUACACGUCGACCCACUCUAUAAAUAUACAUGUGCGAUCGAUUGAUGGAAUCUUUUUUUUCUUUUACUAAAUUGUGCUUAGCUGUUUUGAAAACGAAUGAACCCAUUUUUCAGUAA